Triticum aestivum (bread wheat) is the source of this 1176-nucleotide messenger RNA. RefSeq lists its product as uncharacterized. Lineage: Eukaryota; Viridiplantae; Streptophyta; Magnoliopsida; Poales; Poaceae. The coding region runs from base 1 to 738 and encodes 245 amino acids. The transcript has 3 exons. The record is from RefSeq and is a predicted model, not a curated record.
AUGGGCAGGGGAGGGAUCUGUCCCAUCCAUCCUGUGUCUGCCACCGCCACCCACUCAAAAUCUCUCGGGAUCCAUCCCCAAUUUCUUUGUCCCAUCAAUCCAUCCAGCCGGAGCACUCCACUCAUCCCCUUGAUCCCACCAAGUUGCUGCCAGAGGCCCUGCCUCGUGCGCCCGCGCAAGGAGACGAGCCCUCUCCUGCAGCUCGAGCUCCUUCGUCCAUGUCUGUGUCGCCUCCGACCUCCUCGUGACCCCGCUGCCCCGGCGAACCUCGCCGCCGGCAACCACCACCAGCAGAUAAGCCCUGCGCCGCCCUUUCCUUUCCUGCUUCUCUCUUCUCCCUCUCACUUCUCUCGAUGGUUUUCUUUUUACGUCAGAGAACCAUCAACCGAAGCCGUCCCUGUCGCCCGAGCUCCUCCCUGCACAGCGCGCGCCCGCGCGACCCCGUCGCUGGCGACCCGUCUCCAGCCGCCGUGGAGCCACUCAGCGCCCGCGCCUCACCAUCUUGCUGCUGCCCGCACCAUCGGAGGUCCGUCGGACCCGCGACCAGGUCACUGCCGAGCCUCCUCGCAACCAAGAACAAAAUCCCAUGACCGUCCGCGUCAUCUGUCGUUCUUCUCCGGCAGCUGCGCCGGCGAGCGCCCCACCGAACCCGCUCUCUUCCUCGUCUCUUCGCUACCGAACCGCAGACAACAACAGCUUCCAUGGUUGUGUAGCUCGCCGCCGGCCUCCACAAGCUGAGCGCCAUCGGAUCUGGAGGAUCCGGGCCUCCCGCGCUUUCCCGUGUCCGUCCCCUGCCUCUCCGCUUCGCCAGAGUCCCUCGCGAGCCAGCGUCGUGAGCUCCAGCGCCGCAGCUCCUCUGUGUUUUAUCGAACAGAGGCGACGCCCGUAGCCUCCCGCCUCGCGCAUCUGGACCAGCCAGCGCCAAGUCGGCCCAGUCAGCGCUCCGCUAGACGCGCCUGUCUCUACCACCACCUCAGUAGAUGGGCCGAGGCCCAUGGUGAGGCCACCCCAGCGUUCUUUUUCUUUUUUUCCUCUGUUGGGCUUCCUGUCCAGUUUCGGCCCGCUUAUGUUUUUUCAGCGUCUGCGAAUUUAGCUAAUUUUCCAGAGUUGGCAGUUUUACAAAAAAACCCCUGUGGUUCAUGCAUAUCAUAUCUCUCAAACUAUGCAUCAUAUGUA